AUGUUCUAUCGCCCGGGUGUCGGGCUGUCUGCAUACAGACGUCUCGUCGCCGUGGCCGACGCAUGGCUGGUCCGACGUGUGGAGGAGUUUGACCUCAGCCAGGCCGUCGGUGUCGGCGGGCUGACGGCGGCCGCCGGAAUCGCGAUUCGCUCUGCCAGCUGCCAGCAGCCUCGUGUCGCCGCUCUCGACACGUGCUCAUGCAAACAAUGCGAGAACUUGGGUGCGCCGCUUAGUGGCGGCGCUGCUUUAGAGGAAGCGGCAGCGUGGGAAGCAAAGCAGAUGGAGGCGGCGCGGCAUGCCAAGGAGCUGCUCAUGCUGGCGGAGGUUGAGCGGCUAAGUGCAGCAAGGGCCCAGGGCAAGAAGGGCAAGAAGAAGAAGAUAAUCGAGCUCGAUUUUGAUGAGAAUUUGAUGAGAAAUAUCUCAAUUUUGAGCAAAAAACGGUAA
Messenger RNA from Emiliania huxleyi CCMP1516, 444 nucleotides. RefSeq lists its product as hypothetical. Lineage: Eukaryota; Haptophyta; Isochrysidales; Noelaerhabdaceae. The coding region runs from base 1 to 444 and encodes 147 amino acids. The record is from RefSeq and is a predicted model, not a curated record. The transcript is spliced from 3 exons.